This is a messenger RNA of Staurois parvus, 307 nucleotides long. NCBI's taxonomy places the organism in Eukaryota, Metazoa, Chordata, Amphibia, Anura, Ranidae. The record is from the annotation of a GenBank genome assembly.
AUGUAUGUGAAAUGGUUUGAUACAGUAAUGUUAUACUAUGUGAUUUUAGUGAUUUCAGUGAAUGUCACUUCUACAAUUUCCUGCCAGUUCCAUCCCCGUACGUCACGACGUCGCAGGGAACGGAACUUGGAAGACAGAUGCCAGCAUUGGCUGGAGGACAUUGCCAGGGACGCUGCAGGGGGGAAAUCGCGGGAGCGCAGGACAAGGUAUGUGCAGAAGGGAUCCCGGAACAACGCUGCAAGGUAUUCCCGAGUGUAGCUCAGGGUUACCGCUUGUGCUACACUCGGGAAUACCUCCAGGGAGGUUA